CCCAUGUUCUCCACCGAGCGCUCCUCCACAUCCCUUGCAUGGCGACAGCCGUUGUGGAAUUCUUCUCCUCACAACUCUUCCUCCACCUGUUCUUGCUCAGCUCUGUGCGCUAAUACUGCUGUUGUUUAUGCGACUGUGCAACAGCCUUCCUCGCAGACGACAAGCCAGCAUGGGAUCGAAAGCGCCUACCUGAAUCUUGAGGACCGAUUGCGCCUCCUCCAUCUCAUCGAUCUUCCCAGCCUCCACUUCACACUCUGGUGACCUGUCGCAUGAGCAGAAAGAUCGGGUUUUUCUUACUUGAUACAAUUCAUUCACCUUGUUAUAUUUAAUUUUUAAUGUUUACGACACUCUGCGAUUGAGAUUCGCUUCACAACUGCCCAAAUCGCCUAUCGCAGUCCAGGCGUGGCCCUCUCCAAGACCACCUCAUCAAGUGAACCGUCGCAAUGUCUGAUUGGGAAGCUUCUCCGGGGACUCCUCUUCACCGUCGCCCACGGUUGACGCGGGCAACCACUCCAGACUACUAUGGCAACUCCGAAUCCCAGCCAUCAACUCCAUGGAGCCUCCCCGACCUACCCACUCCAACAUCCGCCCUUCUCCAGAAUCUUUUGCGCGAACGAAAACAAUUUUCGCGACAAAAUAGCCAACAUAGUGUUGAUUCUACUGAGAGGCGGAGAAGGAGCAGCAGCGCAGACGUCAUUCCCUCUUCCGGUCUUGACCGGAACUCAUACUUUGUUGACAGCGCACAAUUCAUACAGAGCUCUCCAAUGGCCCCCAGACAAGAUAUCAGAAACCUGAAGCCUGACAGGCGAGUCAAUCCCCCCGGUCAGAGGGUGGUCUCAGGGCCAAGGGGCAUGGGAAUUCGCCAGAUGGAUGAGCACAUCUCCAAAUUACAUAAACAGGUUUUCGAUCUGAAGCUCGAAGUCUUUCACAGACGCGAGCGUGCCGCUACGCUACAGCAACAAUUAGAGGAGGCACAGAGCUUGAGCGCCCACAGCUCCGAGCUUGAGUCCGCCAAGGCAAAGAUUGGCAGACUUGAAUCUCAGAUCAAGGAGCUUUCAAGGGCGAACAGCAAAUUGAAACGAUUCGAAAGAGAUAACUCUGAGCUUCAAGACAUCAAUGAACAGCUCUUGAACGAGCUGGAAAAGCGGGAUGCUGCUGUGCAUGAUGCGGUGAACCUCAUUUGCGCACUAGAAGAAAAGAUAUCAACGUCCCAGAGACCAGUAUUCUCUAGAACUCAAUCGCUGAGAGAUGCGGCCUCAAUCUUGGAGUCCAGUAAAAUGCCGGCGCGGUCCCUCGAGACUGCAGCCUCUCCCUCCUCUACUUACACCCCCCGCUCGCGGCACUCCUCCCGUCUCCGAGGCGAUCUGAACACUCCCCUUCUGGAACCAUCUUCUGUGGGGUCAACGAAGACUCCAAUUUCAGUUCCUCUUUCGCUCCAUGUGUCUAGUGACACAGCUUCUUUGCGGAAACUGGACCUCGAUGCAGAUUCUGCCGGUGAAGUCACGCCAUCGAAAAACGUCUCUGAAUUUGACGCUUUCGAAAGCCCGGACACUCUGAAUGACGAGGCUCUUCAGUCACCCAAAUCACCGCAAUUGAGCGUGCUCAGUGAGAGCAGUUUCAUCAGCAUCUACGGCCAGGCGAGGUCAUCUGAACCCCCCAGCGAAGCUGAUGAGGAUGACGAAAACGACAGCAGCCCGCGACAAUCAUUGGAUGCUUCGUCGCCCUCAUUGCCUUCCUAUGAAGGUACAGAUGAAGCUGAUCGGGAAAGCGUCAGGACCACAGUUGCAAUGGACUCUUCAGACAGGGCAGCACAAAGUCUGGCUCGAGCGAGAAAGUACCUUGAUGACAAGGCUACCCCGACAAGGUCCUUUCGCCUCACCCAUCCCAACAUCUACCAGUAUCUCGGUGAUAUUAUUUACCGCAACUCGUCACUGGUGGCACAGGGAGUGCGUGCCCCAAGCGCCGUUUUCCAAGAAACAUAUUCAUCCUCACCUGAAGACGGACUCAAGAAAUCAAAGAUUGAGAAUUCCUUGAAUGGUGGCCUUCUCUUUGGACCAGAAAUACUUCCGCCCACUCCUGAUACGAUGAGCGUGGAGGGUUCGCUAGGCCGCAAGCGUUCCAACUCGAGCGCCAUGGCAGAUAAGAGCAUGAUAGGCGGCAAGACAUCUGGUCUCAGACGACCGAGCUUGGAUCCUCGUCCCCAAAGUAGUGCUGCCUUGAGGCCAAAUGGAAGCAAACGUCCAGGGUCGUUUGACCGCGGGCGUGCCCCUAUGCAAGGUCGUCGUCCAACCUCCAUUUAUAGUGAAUCGAAUGUCAUGCGGAGUGGACAAGACGCGCAAAUCGACAAUGAAGCAAUGCGUCACCUGUCCUUCUUUAAUGGCAUGCCCCCUCCGCCUGCUCUUCGGCCGGUUCCUACCAUGGCUUUGCCAAAUGAACAGCUGAGCAGCGAAAAUCGUCCUGGAAUCCCACGAGCCAAGACGGCCCAAGCCGCGCGUGGUCGAUCUCCUGCCACUAGAAAUGCCGGGAAGGAAUCAUUGGAAACCUUGAGCCGGCGGCCUCAGCGGCAAAGAGCCGCAACUACGGAUGGCUCAACUAAACGUCCGAGCUUGACGUCUAGAAUUUUGGGUCGCUUUGGCUAGCACCAUGGGCAGCGCGGCUGUUGGUGUCAUGCAGCAAGCAUAUGCACUAGUCCAACGAACCCAAGAGCCGAAGUGAGGAUUGAAUUGAUCAUUUGAAUUCAGAGGGGCUGGAAGCAGGGGACAAUCUUCUUACACUUUUAUAGCACCAUGGGGUAUUGGCGUCACCUUGAUUACGAUCAGACAUGAUUUCGUUUCUGUUUUCUCCCCGCCUUUGUUUGACACGGCGAUCUGUAUCAUAUACCAAUUGAGUUUUUGCAACAAUACCAGCAACACGUUGAAAUGGAUUCUUUUCAAUUACUGGUUUAGUAUCAAUGUGCGUGUCACCGCU
This is a messenger RNA of Xylona heveae TC161, 2967 nucleotides long. RefSeq lists its product as hypothetical. NCBI's taxonomy places the organism in Eukaryota, Fungi, Ascomycota, Xylonomycetes, Xylonales, Xylonaceae. Bases 444 to 2639 code for a protein of 731 amino acids. The record is from RefSeq and is a predicted model, not a curated record. The transcript has 2 exons.